Messenger RNA from Amphiprion ocellaris (clown anemonefish), 1479 nucleotides. RefSeq names its product coiled-coil-helix-coiled-coil-helix domain containing 4b (gene chchd4b). The record is from RefSeq and is a predicted model, not a curated record. The transcript has 3 exons. NCBI's taxonomy places the organism in Eukaryota, Metazoa, Chordata, Actinopteri, Pomacentridae. Gene Ontology annotation, molecular function: protein-disulfide reductase activity. Gene Ontology annotation, cellular component: mitochondrial intermembrane space. Bases 180 to 629 code for a protein of 149 amino acids. Gene Ontology annotation, biological process: protein import into mitochondrial intermembrane space.
CUCGCCAGUAUAACAAGGAUAGUUGUGAAACAGAGUCCUGAUGAUGGAGAUCACAGUGAUGGCCUGAGACCUGCUACGCGUUUAUUUUCCUUCUAGUUUCUCUGUGAGAGUCCUCGGUGAGCUGAAAGCUGCUGUCGUGAAUCAGAAGGAAGGAAUUUAAUCUGGUCCAGCGUGAAGAAAUGAGCUCGGUCCGACAGGAAGGUAAAGACAAAAUCAUCUUUGUCACCAAAGAGGAUCAUGAAACACCCAGCAGUGCUGAGCUUGUAGAGGAAGAUCCCAACGACCCGUAUGAGGAGCGAGGUCUGAUUCUUCCCAAUGGGGAGAUCAACUGGAACUGCCCCUGCCUGGGUGGUAUGGCCAGCGGUCCCUGUGGGACUGAAUUUAAGGACGCCUUCUCCUGUUUCCACUAUAGUAAGGAGGAGGUAAAGGGAUCUGAUUGCUUGGAACAGUUCAGGGCUAUGCAGGAGUGUAUGCAGCGUUACCCAGAGCUCUACCCACAAGAAGAUGAAAAAUCCUCCAGCAAGACCUCACAAGACUCUACAGAAGAAUCAGGUGCAAACUCCACAUCUGCCUCUGAGCAGGACUCUAACACCUCACAGCCCGACACAGAGAGCACAGCAGAAAGCUAAUAAUGAGUCAUAGUGUGUAGCGCGUGUCCACAUGUAGUCAUCGCUUUAUGGAACCUGAAUAAUGUUGAUAUAUUUAUGUUUUUUUUUUUAACCAUUAAAAAAAAUAAAUACAAAUUCUUCAGGAAAAUGGCAGAGAAAGUAGUUUUUCUCCCAGCUGCUGCAGUGUUGGCAGCAUAACAUACAAACACAUAGUUUUGUCAGCAGUAGUGCUGAAGCAUAUGUGGUUUUAUUGGAAGCCACUUGAUUUGCUGCACUGAAACAAAUUCUCUGUGAAGACGAAGAAUUAAUGGUCGCUAUUAUGAAUGCAAAAAAUAAAAACUUUAUUCUUCAAAGGAGAACACAGGUCAUCUGGUUUAGAGAGCAGAUAUUUAUUCAGUGGCGGAAACAAAAAAAUGUGCAGCUUUACUUUAAACAGUUUACUUUUAAAUAAUGUGGGAUCCAAGUAAAAUGUUAAGAGUUUAAAUUAAAAGUGUUCAACCCCCCUAUGGGUUCAUUCAUCAUGGUUUUAAAUUAUCUUCAAUCAAGUGUUUACAGGACCAAGCUUAGUACACCCAUUGAGGUGCACAGUGCUUCUUUGUUUCUUCCUUUGUCUCAAGAUAAAUGGUGCUACUCGCUCACCCUGUGAUUUACCAAGACAAGGUCAGACACUGUAAAAUUACAGUAAAUUUAGUGUGGUAUCUUCAGUAGUGUGUUCCACUGUUACCAUGUGUCCAGGACUGCAUUUCCUCUGCUCAUUUAUAACCAGACCUAAAACAUUUACCUCAGCUGAACCAUUUGUGUGCAGCACAGGAAUGACUGAAGUGACUUAAAGCAGAUUGGUUGAAAGUUUUCUAAUAAAAUGUGUAACAUA